AAUCCCCUCCAUGUGAGGAGGCGGCACGGGUGUGGAGGCGUGUUGUUUUUCAUUCAAAUCCUUACUAGUCCUAUAAAAAGCGGGACUCUGAGCUCGGAAGAAAGAGAGAGAGUGAGAGAGAGAGAAAGAGAGAGAGAGAGAGAGCGCGCGCAAAGAGAGAGAGAGAGAGAGAGAGAGAGAGAGAGCGCGCACGCCGAACUACACGGCUGUAUCUGUACCUGUCCGGAUGGGGAUGGAGAUGCUGCAUGGAUCCGCAGGUGUCCAAACGGUGAAGGCGCUGAAAAACGCCGCCGUGUGCCUGAUGCUGCUGCCGCGCUUCCUGUUCGCGGCCGUGAUGCUGUGGUUCCUGGAUUUCCUGUGCAUCCGGAGGAAGGUGCUCACGAAGAUGCGGGAGAGCGACUUGGGCAGCCCCGACGACCCGCCGCUCUGCGUGUCCGACUCCAACAAGAUGUUCACGCUCGAGUCGCUGCGCGCCGUGUGGUACGGCCAGAAGCUGGACUUCUUCAAGACGGCGCAUCUGGGCGGCGCGGCACCCAACACCGAGGUGGUCCCGCUGGACAGCGCGCAGCGGAGAGGCGCGCAGAGGAUCCUGGACUACGCCCGCGGGAGGAGACCCCUCAUCCUGAACUUCGGGAGCUGCUCCUGACCGCCGUUCAUGACGCGCCUGUCGGCGUUCCAGCGCGUCGUGCGGCAGUACGCGGACAUCGCGGACUCGCUGCUGGUGUACAUCGAGGAAGCGCAUCCGUCGGACGGCUGGGUGAGUUCCGACGCGCCCUACCAGAUCCCCCGGCACCGCUGCCUGGAGGACAGACUCCGCGCCGCGCAGCUCAUGAACCAGGAGGCGCCGGGGAGCGCCGUGGUCGUGGACACCAUGGAGAACUCGUCUAACUCGGCGUACGGCGCGUAUUUCGAGCGCCUCUACAUACUGAAGGACGAGAAGGUCGUGUAUCAAGGCGGCAGGGGUCCGGAAGGCUACCGGAUCUCGGAGCUCAGAGACUGGCUGGAGCGCUACCGGAACGAUCUGGAAGCUUCUAAAGCGGCGACGGUGGUGCACGUUUAAGACGGAUGCACGGAUGGAUGUUGUCCUUCCCUCAGCCCCACUCUCGCGUCCUUAUCGUCAAGUCAUUGGCUGUGUUUCAAAACCUAGCGACCGUCUGCGCUCUCGGCGUUUUCAAAAGUUCCAUCAUCGCUUCUACGGAUCAGUGUUUUGGGUUCCUCGUCAUCGGUGGCGUUUCAGUCUACACUUUCUCAAACAGGGGGUUUUAAGCUACAUUGCGCUCUUUUGAGAAGGUCUUGAUGCAAUGAACAUGCACUGAGCCAGGCUUUUCAACCAGGGGUCCGUGCACUGUACAAGCGCUUUCUCAGGUAGCCUAGACAUGACAAUGACAUUAGGUUACAGCAAUGAAAGCAUUUUAAAGGGUUGCACAUUUCACUUUUUUACAGUGUGGACCCCUGGGGGCCCGUGAAGGUACUCCAGGAGAGAACAUUUUAUACAUUGACAUUUCUAACUAGGGUUCAGGACGGAUGGAUGUUUUUCCAGCCCGGUCUUGUGUUUUUAGAUUGAAGUCAUCAGCUGUGUUCAAAACUCAGUGACUGUCUGUGCACUUCUCACUUUGUGGCACUGUAAGGUUCUUAGAAUAGAUGCUAAAAGGCUCUUUGGAAAUGAAAAAGCAGUUCUUGAUGUUUCUGAUCAAUGUAAACUAGAUCCGAUACAGUUAGGAGAGAAGAAAUGCUGCUUAAACCAUUUGAAAACACUAUUAAUAUUUUUUGAUAAAGGUUGUUUUAAAGUGCUGUCAAGUAAAAUUGAGUUUUCUAUACUGUAUCGGUAAAGGUUUAAAACGUUCAGCUGCUCAUAUCAAACAUGCAUUCUGUGCAUCUCAGGUGCACUUGAUCCCCACUAGAUGCGCAGCUCGCUAGGUUUUGAACACAGCCGUCUAAUCAGUGUCUUCAGCUGCUGCUACAGUCAACCGCAAUACUGCAAACGUCGGGUUUUAGUUUCAUGCAUACAGUUAUCUAGACAGAUGUUUAUGUUGUCAGUGACCAUGCGACCGCAUGAUAGCUGUUGUGCUUCGUCUCUGUUCUUUAGGCAUACUUGUUUUAUGUCAAUCCAACCUGGCAUUUUAUUAGAGAUAUUGCAAAAACGGUAUAUCUAUCUAUCUGAAACAUAUCCUAUUUUAUUUUUGUAUGGUAUAUUUCCCUUGUGAGUGCAUGUGUGCGGCCAGGAGGCCGUUUCAUUGUACUCUGGAGUUAUUGUGAAGAUCGGUUUUUAAAAGGAUUUUAACCAGAAAACCGAUACUGAUGUAAUUUGACACUAGAGUACAGGACAGAGAAAUGGCCUCCAGACGUAUUGCUAAAUGUUGUUUUGUAAAUGGUGUAUAUUUUAUUGAACACUUUUUUUUAAAUAAAUGGUAGAGCACCCUCUAAA
Molecule: messenger RNA, 2425 nt
Organism: Cyprinus carpio (common carp)
Lineage: Eukaryota; Metazoa; Chordata; Actinopteri; Cypriniformes; Cyprinidae
Product: thyroxine 5-deiodinase-like
Exons: 1
Molecular function (GO): thyroxine 5'-deiodinase activity
Source: RefSeq, a predicted model, not a curated record